This is a messenger RNA of Thamnophis sirtalis, 1534 nucleotides long. Lineage: Eukaryota; Metazoa; Chordata; Lepidosauria; Squamata; Natricidae. The record is from RefSeq and is a predicted model, not a curated record.
GAGUCCCAUUGGCCUCUGAGUUCAGAGUUUUCCAGAAUUUACAGUGGGUAGAGUCAGAGAGGGUUUAGAAAUGCAGGCUGCUCCGGUGUCAAAACAUUUCGUCGCAUCGGGCGUCCAGCUCGUUACGAAUGUUUUGACUAGUCUCCUGUCCAGCAGCUGGGAAAUGGGAGAUAGCUUUUCUCCAGAGGGAAGCCAGGAUGAAGGAAGCAGCUCAUCUUCAGAGGACACUCAGUGGACCCCUUUGCAUUGGUCGAGAUCCAGCAUGCAGUCAGAGAUUAAGCGUCUUCAGACAUUUCAGCUCUGGCCAGCGAGCGUCCCUGUGGCUCCGACUGAUUUGGCAGCCGCUGGUUUUUAUUUUGUCGGCCCUGCGGACACCGUCCAGUGUUUCUGCUGUGGUGGGUUGUUGUACAAUUGGGUAGCUGAAGAGGAUCCUAUGGUAGAGCACAAGAAAUUCUUCCCAUCAUGUCUGUAUGUCCAGAACAAAAUUGUAGGAAAUAUCCAACAGAUGCCUUGGAGCGAAGAACACCAAGACUGUGUAGAUGGGCAAUUUCUUGGCAUGCUACAAAGUUUAAAUGUGGAGGAGAGCCCUGUAGGUGGUCAGCCAGAAUACCCAUAUAUGGAGACAGAAGGAGAUCGCAAAGACUCGCUCAUGGGAGAGGAAGAGCCAGGUGACAAGAAGUUUUCAGAUGACGAAAGUCUUGUUCCAGACUGGCCUACUUUCACAGACCUCUUCCAGCCUGCCUUGUUCAAGUCAUUCCUUUACAAGGCCAAAACAACAGCCAACAUGGGAGUGACAGAUGCCCCACCUGAGACAUCCCUGAGCCUGGAUCCUACUGAAUGGCUGUUCUCUGAACCAUUUCCUGAACAGGAGGGGACCCCAUCUCCUAAACUGUUUGUGGAUGUCAUUCAGCAGCAAUGGAACCAAUCUGGUUCCUUGGCAGUGCCUAGUAGCAAUGAUAGGAGAUUCUAUGGCUCUGGCCCAGACCUUGAGGAGUUCCUGCAGCUUCUGGCAGUAGACACCCCUGUAACUACUUUAGCCUCCUCUGCUAUUCUCCCCUCAGAUGUAACAGAGGGUUUAAAGGCAGAGGACCAUAAGAUGGAGAUGACCCUCUGCAAAAUGCAUCAGGAGGUAGCCUGGGCAAUAAGGGCAGCUACGGCUAGGUCCUUUUUCAAUAGGACUUCCCUGGUAUUGCUUCACCAAUUACAGUCAAGGGUACCACCUGAAGACACCCAGCUGUACCAAGAUAUAAACAAGUUGGUAGCAGCAACAGAGUUUUCUUCCGACACAACCCUCAAUGCAGCUAGGUUUGCAACCAGGGCCAUGGCAUCCAAUGUAACAUCCAGUCACCUCCUUUGGCUCCACCACUGGCAGGCAGACAUGCGAUCCACGUGGCGCCUAGCUUCAGCCCCCUUUAAAGGAGGCAAUCUCUUUGGAGAGUCACUGGACCCUAUUCUAGUGGAAACUAGGGAUAAAAAGAAGGUGCUGCCAUACAUACAUAGGCAAGCGGACUGCCAGGCUCCACCUUAUUUUUGA